AAAGGCUCAUAUCCACAGCCUCAUGUGGUCGUCGCCCGACAGCAGCUUGAUCAAUUUGUCCAAUCGGCCCUAAGCCCUAUUUCUCAAAAUUUAGUCCUUCUGUAAUUACGGUGACGUUAUCAUGACACUUGGAGCAGACACAGCCAUCUCGCAGCAUCACAGAACAUUGGGCAAGGACACGAUCGCGCUGUUCGAGAGUUGCAGAAAGGGCGAUCUCUCCAAAAUCAGGCAUCUAGUCGAAGAACGAGAAAUCGAGCUGAACAUAAGGGACAGAUGGGAUGGCACGCCACUAUAUUAUGCUUGUCUAUGUGGUCACAAGGAGGUUGUGGAGUAUUUGCUAGAUAAUGGGGCCCGCUGCGUGGCCAACACCUUUGACGGAGAGCGCUGCCUCUACGCCAGCCUGAACGUGGGGAUUCGGAACCUACUCAGGGACCACAAAGUGGUCACCUCCAACACCAUGCGCCGAGAUGGCUAUGACCAGUUCCUUCGGAGGUGCUUGGACGACAGACAACACUGCGACAUCACCUUCCGCGUGGGGGGAGAGGAAGUGCGGGCGCACCGUUGCAUCCUGGCAGCCCGUUCCGAGUUCUUCCGCGACGCCUUCCAGACAAAGUGGAGAGGCCACAACGUCGUUCCUGUCACACACCACCUGGUGGAUGCCUCAGUCUUUCGAAUCAUGCUGCAGUACUUGUAUACAGGCCGACUCGAGAUGCAAGCAAGACAGUCCGACAGCCUUAUAGAGCUGGCCAAGCGUUGCAGGCUGACGUCCCUCGUAGAGCAGCUCCACGAUCUACUGGCGUCAAGUUCCUCGCGCAGGAAAGCCUGGAACGAGUUCAAGACAUUGCUGCUGGAGCCGUCCCAGUACGCGCAGGAGGUGCAGCGGGACUUGAGUCGCCUGGCCGAGCAGACGCUGCCAGCGGGGGACCGCGAGGUCUCGGCAGACGAGCGUUUGACAGGGGAUGCCGGUUACGCCGACGUGUGCUUCAACGUGCAUGGCUGUUACUACUUCUGUCACAAGGUGUUGUUCUGUAACCGUAGCGACUACUUCCGCGCCCUGAUUGAAGACCCCUUCACGGAGGCCCUAAGUACGGGAACCAGUAGGGCCGUGCCUGUGAUCUCCCUAAAUCACGUCACGCCAGAAGUCUUUAAGUGCGUCGUGCAGCACGUCUACGGGAACACUGCCACGGCGCUGGAGCCAGAGAAUGCGUGGGAGGUGGCAUGUGUGGCAGACGUGUACCUGCUGCCGGAACUGAGGCGCCAGUGUGGCCAGCUGAUUGGCGAAUGCCUGGACGAAGCCGGGGCCUGUUCCGCGCUCAGAGUGGCCAGGCUGCUGCGGCUGCACAGGCUGGAAGAGCAGUGUAUCGACUUCAUGGCCAGGCACCUUGCACAGGUGGUGCAGCGGCCAGAGUUCCGCGAAAUUGUGGCGCAGGACGCGAGCGAGGUCAAGCUCCGCCAGGAGACGGACUCCAUCUCGGUGAUCGACGACAUCCGCUACCACAUCGCCGCCAACGCCCGCUCGUGCGCCGAAGUGGAGCUGGCCAACCAGAAGCUGGCGCUCAUCGACGCGCUCCUGUCGGACAUGGGGCUGGAUGCCUGAAGGCCCGGUGCUUCGGUCGCGAGGCCGCCUCUAUGGUGCCGGGAAUGCGUCUAUGACUGGUGGGUUUAGCGCCCCAUCACAUCCGUGCCUGGCAAGUGGUCUACAAGUGGCUACAAAUGAUGUCACGAAAGCCGGAGUGUCACGCUGUCGGACUGCUGUCGUCACGGCGUCCCUACCCCUGGCUGCCGGAGCUUCUGGGGACUGUCAAGCUCGAGAGCGACCUCGUGCAGAACAGCCGUCUGCCACAUCCAGCACCGAAAUUGCGAGAAACGGUCUUCCGUUUCUCGCAAUUUUAGAGAAAGCUUCAGAUAUCUGGCAAGGAUGAUUUUAAGCACCAAUGCGGCCAAUUGUCUUCACUCCGAAGCAUAGCUUGUUUAGUAACCAUAGCCAACAUCUCACAGCCUCUCUGUCUUCGAGAGAAUAGUGCUGGCAACGGGGAGUUUGCGUCGUCUUCGUUCCAUGAAGUUGAGGGUGCCCGAUUUAACCUGUUUCAACCGUCGUCGGAGCUGGAAUUUUGUACCCUCUGUGACUGCCAUAGAUGGUUCCAACGUCUGAAAAGCAUUCGUUGUGUAAUGUGUUGGAUUGUUUCAACUUCGGUGUCCGCUGAAGUAUUUGCGUGCUCGGCGGUAAAGCCGUUGCCUGGGUGUUGGUGGGCAAGUCGUUGGGAACUCCAGCAGCCACGAAUUUGGACACCGAGACGCCCACUUUUGUCCGACUGCUGUGCCGCCGCUUCUUACGGACACUCAAGCACAGAAUGCUAAACGGAACGGUCGAAAACAUUUACCACGUAUACCAUAGCGGGAAUAAGUUCCGAGGCAGAAAUCAAAAAUCGAAACGGUCGUCAUGACACGAGGUGUUCAGUGCUGUGCAAGAGCUGGUUCACACAUCUGUGUUGGUUGCGUUAGCAAGCAACCGAAACGACAGCAACGACAAAGUUACAGGGACAAGUGGUUGCCGUGCUGUGCCAGGGGUAGCUUCGCAAAGCAAUCCACGAGUCACGGUUGUUGUAGUUUUCGUCAUUACGGUCGUUUCGGUUGCAUGAGUACACAAUCGUUGCAAAUGUGUGAACCAGCCCCUAUUUUUAGCAGAAUAUGAAGUGCCUCGUGGCAGUGUCAAGAGAUCUGAAAAUGCUGCUACUCAGCUAGGGAUCUAAUUUGUUUAGACACUGACACUUGUUUCUACUCAAACUGGGAGAUGUAUGCAUGAACUGAGUACUGGUGUGUCCAGUGGUGUUUUUUCAAGUAAGAAGUUUGACUUUUGAUGUCACUUUGAUGCAUCACAGAUUUUAUCUACAUGCAAAUGGGAUAACUCUGUGAUCUGAGAGUAUGAUUACAUUUGCAGUUGGUGUGCAGACAAUACAACGAAGCUCAAUGUUUUUGGGACCCUGCAAUAAACCAUGAAAACUGGAAAGAGAAAUUUGACA
This is a messenger RNA of Ixodes scapularis (black-legged tick), 3020 nucleotides long. RefSeq names its product ankyrin repeat and BTB/POZ domain-containing protein 1. The transcript has 12 exons. Lineage: Eukaryota; Metazoa; Arthropoda; Arachnida; Ixodida; Ixodidae. The coding region runs from base 122 to 1597 and encodes 491 amino acids. The record is from RefSeq and is a predicted model, not a curated record. Gene Ontology annotation, molecular function: protein binding. Gene Ontology annotation, cellular component: cytoplasm; ubiquitin ligase complex.